This is a messenger RNA of Aspergillus chevalieri, 708 nucleotides long. Its product is annotated as putative pathogenesis associated protein Pep2. Lineage: Eukaryota; Fungi; Ascomycota; Eurotiomycetes; Eurotiales; Aspergillaceae. The record is from RefSeq and is a predicted model, not a curated record. The transcript is spliced from 2 exons. Bases 1 to 708 code for a protein of 235 amino acids.
AUGGUCGAUUUGCAUAGUCUUCCCGCUGGCUCUAGACCGGAGAACGCAAUUCGUAACAAUGGACCAGACGAUCUGGCAUUGGAGCGAUAUAAACUCCGCGAAUUAGCAGAAGGAUGGCCUGCUUAUCGUGACGCCUGCGAAUGGGAAAACCUGAAGUCCAUCUUUCAUCCCGAUGCAUACAUCUACACCACCUGGACGGGCCGCACAUUCUACCUUGACUUCAUCGCCGCUUCACAACGAGGCAUGAACAACGGCGCCUUCAUCAUGCAUCGGGUCCAUGGCUCGACGACCGAUAUCACUCCAGAUGCCGUCCGGGCAGUCACCAAAAUGAAAGCCACCAUUACUCAGCGAUUCGUAAUUGAUGGAUGCGAGGUCGAUGCGGAGGCGGACUGUCGGUUCUGCUUCUUCUGGGAAAAGAACAUUGCGAACGGGGAAUGGCGCGCCCGGUUCGUGCGGCAUUGGUACGAAAAGGAUAAACUUCUGCCGGUAAACCCGCGCAAGGUUCCGCAACUAGAUGAGAAGAAAUUGGAGGAGUACCCCAAUGGUUAUCGGUACUUGGCGUAUUGCCAAGAGAAAACAAUGGGUGUUGAGGUUCUGCGCGAUAUGCCGGGUCACCGAAGAGAGAAUGAUAAUGCAAACGGGCAGAAACAUGAUCUGCUGUAUUGGCAGUGCAAGCAAUGGCUUGAUGGUGAGGCUGUGGACAUUUAA